AUGGGAAAAAUAAAAGAUCAAAAAGGCAAGGAGCAUGAUCAUUCUCAGUGUCGGAGAUACGUUCUCCAAUCUUAUCUCCUAAGAACAGAGCACAUAAGCCCUAAUUCUACUCGCAACAUCAAUAUGAUCACGCAGGAUGAUUCUCUAUGUUUGCUCUCUAUCUCUAUUUAUACUCUGAAUUCUUCUCAUGCUUCUCUUUGGCUCUUCACACGGUCUGAGGAAGAGAGUGCAGAUUUUGGUGAGAGUGAGGAUCCUAGUAAGACUGUUCGUAAGAGAAAGAAGUUGUCUUCAUCAAAACUAGGUUUUCGGAGACUUGAUAACCAGUCAAAGAAGGAUCAACUUUUCAACGAGCCCUUGUUUACUGGCUUCUCAAAUGUUUUACUCAGUGUCUUUAAAAAGGAUUGUGUAGCAAAAUCAUAUUUUGCUGCUCCUAAAGAACCUGCAUCUGUACCUGUAUCAUCUCCUACUCGAGAAGCUGAAACAGAAAUUAACUCGGCCUCUCCAGUUACACAAUCUACAGUUCCUGAUUCUACUAAUCAAGAGAGUACGGUUCAGCGAUCUUCAGGUCAGCAAACUGAACAUUUCCAAGGUGUUGCACUUAAAUUCGUUUUGCCUGGACUAAACAUCCUCGAGUACAUGCUAUCACCACCUCCAAGAUCUUCACCUUUUAGAACCAAUGGCUUCACCAUUCAUCCUGAAACAUGGGAGACAGGAUCUUACAGAACACAACCUUCAACUUCCAACAAUACAGAGGAACUUCAUUUUCUUGAGGAAGGUGUCAAUACCCCGGUAAGAUCACCGGUUACUCAAGAUUCUGGGGGUUUUUCAGGAAGAACAAGAGCCUUGGCUCAGCAUCUUAAAGAACGUUAUUCUGGAUAUCUAAGUUUGAACAAGAUCUUGGAAGGAAAGACAAGAAAAAUAGCUGCUCGAAUGUUCUACGAGACACUGGGUGAGGUUCCGGAGAUCGUUCAGAAGAUCAUUCAGGAAGUAAGACAGAGUUUGAAAUCAAGAUUGAUGGAGAUAUUGAGGUUGCCAUUCAAGAAGCGGUUUUCAUGGAAUGAACGAAAUAGAGCUCUUCACGAGUUUAAGGUUGAUGGAAACAAAGAAGUAUUGUACAAGUCAUCUAAAGGCAAGCGAUGUUUUGAGUGCAAAGGUUUUAGACAUAUGUGUUCUGAAUGUGCGAAUUUGAUGAAGGAAAAGGAGAAGAAAUUCAUCAUGAGUGAUUCUGAAAUUGAUUCAGAUGAUGGUGAAGAAUUGAAGAAUUUAGUUGCCUUUACGACCUUUGAGUCUAGUAUUGCGUCAGCAUCUGCAUCAGGGCCAACAUCAGCGUCUGCAACAGGGUCUACAUCAGCGUCUGCAACAGGACCUGCAACUGGAAGUGAUAAUGAUCAAAGUGAUGAUGAUGAUUUAAGUAUUAGUGAUGAAGAGUUUGCUGAGAAUUACAAAGCUUUAUAUGAGCAUUGUGUUAAGGUAGUUGAGGAGAAUUCAGUAUUAACUAAGGAGAAGCUCAAGUUAGAGGCUAAAGUUGUUAAAACACUGAAAUUUGCUGCAGAGAAAGAAGAAGAAGCGUCACAACUUGAAGAAACUCAAAAGAAUUUGAGGAUGCUUAAUAAUGGCACAAAGAAGUUGGGUCAUAUUUUGAGUAUUGGCAAGACUGAUAAGUGUGGUCUUGGAUUUAAAGGAAAUCCUUCAAAAUCAGAUCCGGUGUUUGUUUAUGGUGGUAAAAUCACGUCUGCAUCAGGAACUGUGAAGGAAACUGCAACUGUGGCAGAGAUUGCAUCUGAUACGAGAACUGAUUCGAGAACUGAUACAGAGACUACAUCCGGUACAAGAAAAGUUCAAAAAUUGCAGAGUGAACCUCGACGAGUUUUUCGACCGGUUUGUCAUCAUUGUGGAGUUGUUGGGCAUAUUAGGCCAAGAUGUUUCAGAUUGUUGAGGGAGAAAAAUCGAUUGAUGAAUGCUUAUGAUGUGAGAUUUCAUGGUCCUAAAUGUUAUCAUUAUGGAGUUCAAGGACAUAUCAAGAGGAAUUGUUUCAGGUUCAUUCGAGAAUGCAGUCAUGAGGGUUUAAGGCGCAACAAAGUAUGGGUUAGGAAAGAUGAUUUUCAUGGAAGUGGUGGGGAGAAUGAUGAUGUGUUUGGUGAUGUUGUGUUGGAGUUAGAACUGAUGAGUUCACAACAUAGUCAAAAAGGGGGAGAUUUGAAGAUGUAG
This is a messenger RNA of Arabidopsis thaliana (thale cress), 2208 nucleotides long. Its product is annotated as Zinc knuckle (CCHC-type) family protein. The record is from RefSeq and is marked reviewed. The transcript has 10 exons. Bases 1 to 2208 code for a protein of 735 amino acids. Gene Ontology annotation, molecular function: nucleic acid binding; zinc ion binding. Lineage: Eukaryota; Viridiplantae; Streptophyta; Magnoliopsida; Brassicales; Brassicaceae. Gene Ontology annotation, biological process: sister chromatid cohesion. Gene Ontology annotation, cellular component: cohesin complex.